Messenger RNA from Kwoniella shivajii, 1263 nucleotides. RefSeq lists its product as uncharacterized. The record is from RefSeq and is a predicted model, not a curated record. Gene Ontology annotation, molecular function: succinate-CoA ligase (ADP-forming) activity; ATP binding. Gene Ontology annotation, biological process: succinyl-CoA metabolic process; tricarboxylic acid cycle. Lineage: Eukaryota; Fungi; Basidiomycota; Tremellomycetes; Tremellales; Cryptococcaceae. The transcript has 11 exons. Bases 1 to 1263 code for a protein of 420 amino acids. Gene Ontology annotation, cellular component: succinate-CoA ligase complex; mitochondrion.
AUGUUGACAGGAUACAGAGCAGCGCGAUCAGCACUCAGACCUCUCAAGGGAGUCUCAGCUCAACAAAAGAGAAAUCUAUCAAUUCACGAAUAUCAAUCUGUUCAAUUACUUAACUCUUAUGGAAUCCCCACUCCUAAAGCCGUACCUGCUUUCUCCGCAGAUGAGGCAGAGUCAGUAGCUAAGAACUUUGGCAAAGACCAACUUGUGAUCAAAGCUCAAGUUUUAGCUGGUGGAAGAGGAAAAGGUCAUUUCGAUUCUGGCUUCCAGGGAGGUGUGCAAAUGGUUGAUUCCCCCGCUCAAGCUAAAGAUUACGCAUCAAAAAUGCUCGGACACAAAUUGAUCACUAAACAAACUGGGGCCGGUGGAAGAAUCUGUAACGCAGUAAUGUUAGCAGAACGUAUGCCACCUCAAAAAGAAUUCUACGCAGCUGUAUUAAAUGACAGAGCAAGAGGCUCACCCGUCUUGGUCACUUCUUCUCAAGGUGGAAUGAACAUUGAAGAUGUAGCUCACAAUACCCCAGAAGCCAUCAUCACAACUGCUUUAGAUUUCGAAAAUGGUAUUUCAGACGGAGAAGCUUUGGACUUGGCUAAAAAAUUAGGUUUCCAAGAAUCUUCUCAAAAAAACGCAGCAGAUACUUUCCAGAAAUUAUACACAAUCUUCAAGGAAAAAGAUGCUACUCAAAUUGAAAUUAACCCUUUGGCUGAAUUAUCGGAUGGCCAAGUCUUAUGUAUGGAUGCCAAAUUCGGUUUCGACGACAACGCCGAUUUCAGACAAAAAGAUGUAUUCAAGCUCCGAGAUACCACUCAAGAGGAUCCUCAAGAAGUCGAGGCUGCCGAGUACGGCCUCAAUUUCAUCAAACUCGAUGGCGAUAUUGGAUGUCUCGUCAACGGUGCCGGUCUCGCUAUGGCUACUAUGGAUGUAUUGAACCUUCACGGUGGUUCUCCCGCUAACUUCCUCGACGUUGGUGGUGGUGCUACUGCCGAUGCUGUCAAGAAAGCUUUCGAGCUUUUAUUGUCUUCAAGCAACGUCAAAUCAAUUUUCGUUAACAUCUUUGGUGGUAUCAUGCGAUGCGAUGUCAUCGCUGAAGGUAUCAUCAAGGCUACCAAAGAACUUGAAUUGAGCAUUCCUUUAGUUGUCAGAUUACAAGGUACCAAAGAGGCUGAAGCUAAAAAGAUGAUCAAGGAAUCAGGAUUGAAGAUUUUCCCAUUCGAUGGUCUCGAUGAAGCUGCUGCUAAAGCUGUCGAAGCGGCUAAAUCAGGUUAA